Messenger RNA from Caenorhabditis sp. 36 PRJEB53466, 2814 nucleotides. Lineage: Eukaryota; Metazoa; Nematoda; Chromadorea; Rhabditida; Rhabditidae. The record is from the annotation of a GenBank genome assembly.
AUGGAGAACGACCGUCCGAUUCCGAAGGUGAGAUUGGAAGCACGACGAACGAAACAGGAGAUUUCCAGAAAAACGAUGGAGACGGUUCAAUGAGCGACGAAGCAGACAACACCGUCUACGUAUCGGCGAGCGAACAGCCGGAGAUCACGAUCAGAUUGGACAAGGAUCUGAAGAGAAAAAUCACGAUCGUCAGUGAAUGCGAGCCUUUGGAGAAGAAGUCGCAGAGCUUCUCGAGCGCCCGUCGCCGCCAUUCCGCUGAUCUCCGUCGGCAGGCGUUGAUCAACAGUGCCAUUCGGAGCCAGUCGACGGCCUCUUCUCGUUCCAGAAGUCGAAGCAGAAGCAGAAGCCGGGGAAGAUCUCUCAGUCGCACUCGUUCCAGCAGCGGUGACAAACUGAUACGGUCCCGGUCCGGUUCCCGCGGGAGAGCUCAGUCGAUCCCAGUUCAGAGAGGCGAGAGACAGGUAUAUAGAUGAAGAGUGCAUUCAUUAAUUUCAUCUUUCAGAUCGAGCGUUCGGACUCUGCUCCGUCGCUGCUCCGCCUCCCCACCCAUCUGUGUCAGAGAAGUGCGAUCGGAACGAAGGCGUCGAAUCCUCCGGACUUUAUUCGACUUCCGUCUCCACUCUACAUUCUCAGCGAGCAACAGGCCAUCGGGGCGAGCGAGAAAAAGACGGUGCAGUUCGUCACAAAGGUCCUGCUGACUUCGCAAAAGCUAACCCUGGAAGAUCGGAAGAAGCUCUACGCGGAAAUGGUGGAAGCGGAGUACGUGGGCACGAGUCGUUCGUCGACUGAUUUGCGCUCGAACAAGGACGAGGAACCGGAGGAAGAGUUCCAGUGCAAAAUCUACUAUUCGGCGAAAGGAGUCUACAUCCACACGGUGCAGAAUGUGAAGAAGUUGCGGGCGGGGAAGACGUCGACGAUCAGCGAGGAGAAGAACUACUCGGACAUUUGCAAGACCAAAAUCAUCGGGGAUCACGGAAAGUCGGUCGACGGAUGGUUGAAUGUGAGCUGCCAGGAGACGGUGUCGGUGGUCAAUCAGCUGUACACUCGUUCCGAACAGUUCAAGAUCGGACUGAGAGACUGCAACGUCGACGGGUUAGUUCAGAUGUUCGAGACCUAUUCGUGACGGAUUCUCUCUCUCAGAAAGGUGUCCAUUGGCUCCAAGAAGACUACUUUCGAUCCCACGAAAAUGACCAAGUUCAGCGAGGAUAUAAUGUUCGACAACAAGAACAUUGGGUUGGUUAUCAAAUUUAUAUGAAUCAUUAGCGAGGUGGUUCCAGACUGCUCGUUCGUCACACGGCUUCUGCUGAAAUGAAAGAUCACUGGGCGCAUGAGAUGGGCGCGUUCGGAGAGGAACAGUCCGAAUAUCGCGAGCUCAAGUUCUUCUUCGAAGACUCCAAAGCAGAGGAUGCGACGGCUUCCGUGCCGGUCCUUUCCGCCAUCCAAUCCCGUGCUCCUUCGACCUCGCCGAACAGCAACACCGUCCUUUCGGCUGAUCAGUCAACGUCUGCCAACUCGACACAUUCGAGGAAAUCGCAUUCCCGUUCGAAGCGACACAAGCAGUUGAAUAGAAGCCAUUCGGCAGCGAAAUCGGAUAAUAAUGUGACCUCGCAGAGCCCUGACAGACAGUCAUCCCGCAAAUUGCGUCCGGACGAGGAGCCGCUGAAGUUGAGUGCCGUGAAAAAUGGUCACAAUUCGACACAGAAUGAUUCGAUCUACCUUUCGUUCCCAGCUGCAACAUCGACUCCGAAGAGCCCAGGUGCUUUCAGCAACUCGUCCAUUCUUCAGCCUCAGCCGGCCAGCGCCACUCCGGAAGGUGCGAAGAGCCCGGCUCCGCGCGGAGCCAUCUCGAUCAGACUGCCGACAAACCCGGCGGCCGAAAACGAAGUGGAUCUGGACAAGAGUCUGAGUUCGAAAAAGCCUGCUGCGAGAAACUUGGGACAAAUGGUUUCGGAGCAAAAGAAAGAGGAAGUUCGGAAGAACGCGGCGGCCGCUUCUGUUGUGAGCAAGGCAACUUCCCCGAGCUCCGUCUACAUGUACAACACGGGAUCAAAUAACUCGACGUACAUGUCGGCUACGGAACUGCACAGAGCUCGUGUCUCUGCCGCCGCGGUCAGCCCGAAAAGCCCGAAGAGCCCGAAGAUUGUUCCUUCCCCGCAGGGAACUCUGCGUGUGAAAGAGACGAAAGUGAUUCGGGAAGUGCGUCAGGAAGAGGGAAAGCCGGCGGAAAUCAGUGAGAAGAAGGAGGAGACUGUGAAGGAGGAGAAGGUGAAAAUUCGCGGAAGGUCUCGUUCGCCGGCGACGCCGAGCAUGAAGAACUCGUAUCAGCAGACGACGGAAGGGAAGAUGGUGGUCCUGAGUGCGAGUGAGAUAAACGAGUCUUCUUCGCUCACAAAAUCAUUCCUAUUGUUUUCAGUCAAAGACACGCAUGAAUCGAUGGAGAUGACUCCGAUCAAAGUGACUCUGAACGAAAACGAGGCGUCCUCUUCCUCGUCCUCCGCGAGACUCCAACCAUUCCCCGAAACUGUGCAGCUGGAUAUGCUCAUUGAUAAGAAGCGUCUCGUGCUGAAUCUGAAGUUUGUGCUUCUGGCUACCAAGCAUCCGGACGUCGAAGUGCUCGGAUUCUCGUUCCGCGACAAGAAGCUGUGGGAGAAGAGUUGCGAGUGGAACAUCACCAGCGCCAACACCACCAGCCAAGUGAGUUUUGCCAAACACGUAGCAGGCCACGAUAAUGCUUGUUUUCAGACAAGGACAAUUGCUCGCCAGGCCAGCAACAUACUCGAAACUGACAAAAAAGAGGGCGAAGAGAAAAAGUAG